CGAAUCAAGUUCCUACUAUUAACUUUGAUUCUGUUUCAGCACAGCACAAAGAUGAAGUUAGCAUUAUUUCUUGUACUGCUGUCAGCGGUUCUCAAGAUAUCAGAUUCAGCUGGAAUUGAGACCGGAGCUGUUAUCAAGGACAAAAUUGUGUGUACUUCUGACUCCCCAGACUUUAUUGCACACCCAACAAGAUGUGAGCUGUACUAUGACUGUGCCAAUAGCAAACCGCAUGGAACGUCCAUGGCUUCCUGGGAAACAUAUGAAGCGGUAUGCUCGUCUUACAAAGACCAGCUCUUCAACAACGACACCAAGAGAUGUGAACACUACUCCAUGGUCGAGUGUGGCAACAGAUUUGAACCCAUUUAUCGGUGUGACUACAGACUGGAAGGCUAUCCACGGAUUCCAUGCAAUGUGUAUAACCCGUCUUGUAAGGGCCGGCCAGAUGGCCUCAACCCGUGGGUGCCGCGCUAUGAAUCGCCAUAUUUCGUCGUAUGUAAGAGCAACAGAACCGUGUAUCAAGGAAUGUGUUACUUUUACAACGGCUAUGCCUUCAUCUUUGACGUCAAAUUGAGAACCUGUGUCAUAUACAUGGGCUAGUUUUAAGACGUAAAGCCGGAAGUUGUUGAAGUGAUGGGUUUCAUGAACAAAAUAAAAUCACAUAAA
Gigantopelta aegis is the source of this 663-nucleotide messenger RNA. RefSeq lists its product as uncharacterized. Lineage: Eukaryota; Metazoa; Mollusca; Gastropoda; Neomphalida; Peltospiridae. The record is from RefSeq and is a predicted model, not a curated record. Gene Ontology annotation, molecular function: chitin binding. The coding region runs from base 52 to 597 and encodes 181 amino acids. The transcript is spliced from 5 exons. Gene Ontology annotation, cellular component: extracellular region.